This is a messenger RNA of Ipomoea triloba (trilobed morning glory), 5049 nucleotides long. RefSeq lists its product as uncharacterized. Gene Ontology annotation, biological process: defense response to other organism. NCBI's taxonomy places the organism in Eukaryota, Viridiplantae, Streptophyta, Magnoliopsida, Solanales, Convolvulaceae. The record is from RefSeq and is a predicted model, not a curated record. Gene Ontology annotation, molecular function: ADP binding. The annotation marks the transcript as partial. The transcript has 3 exons.
AUGGCGCUAGUGUUGGACAAAGUUGUAGAGGAGGUGGCAUCCAAGGCGGUAAACAAGCUGGUCCAAACGGUAGCGGCCAAUAUCGACCUGGUUAGCGGCAUAUCUUCUGCCGUACAACAUCUCACCUCCGACAUCGAAACCUUUAACGCCAGGCUGCUCGAUGUUUCCAAGAACCAAAGCGCUAGCGACCUCCAUAUUCUGAGAGUAGCUGUGAAAAAAUUCAGAGCUGUUGUGAAUGAAGCUCAGGAUGCUGUUGCCAAAUACAUCGAUCUCAAUAAGAGGCAUCAAGACAAUAAUGCCUUGGCGAAAUGUUUCCAUAAAAUUCCAGUUCCGGUUUGUGGGAAUAUCAAUGUCUGUGCAAAGGAGAUCAAGUGCAUAAGGGAGAAGAUGAAGGAGCUUCUCCAAGCCCAUGAACAAGACCUUAUCUCCCUCAUGAACUACCAGACCAACGAACAAGAUAAUGCUCUGCAACCUCUCCAGCCAGUUGUAGAGGGAGGUAACGCAACGGGCUUUGAAAAGCAAGUGGAAACUCUAAAAACUCGUCUCACGGGAUCAUCCAAUAAUUUUAUUGUCAUUCCAAUUGUGGGGAUGCCUGGGACCGGAAAAACUACGUUUGCUUACCAAACCUUUGACAGCACAAAGAAACUGAACAUGUUUGUCCAUAGCAUUUGGGUUCAUGUUUCACAAGGCUUUAACAGAAAACAGAAGUACAUUGACAUCUUAUGUGCAAUUACCCAGCGUCCGAGAGAUGAAUAUUCCGGAAUAGAUGAGAAUCAGUUGGCAGCCAAAAUAAAGGAUCAUUUAAAUGAUAAAAAAUACUUCAUUGUAUUGGAUGAUAUAUGGGAAAAAAGCCAUUGGGACUCUUUAAAAGAGGCAUUGCCUCAAAACUCUAAAGGAAGCAGAGUUUUGGUGACCACCCGAUUCCACAGUGUGGUUGAUUCGGAUGAGGAAACUUAUAUUUUAAAACCAUUAGACCAUAAGGUGAGUUGGGAGAUCCUGGAAAAGAUUGUUUUUGGAAAAGAUGGAUGUCAGAAUAAUGAUUCAUUGAAAACUCUGGGAGAAGAUAUAGCAAAAAUAUGCAAUGGGCUGCCGCUUUCUCUUGUAAUGGUGGGUGGUAUCCUACGUAGAAGUAGAGCUCUUUCUUACUGGAAACAUGUGGCUGAAAAUCCUUUUCAAGAAAUUAAUAGAAAAGAUCAACGUUACCACAAAGUAGUAAGGUUGAGCUACGACCAUUUGCCUCAUGAGAAGUUGAAAAAUUGCUUCCUAUAUUUUGCAGUUUUCCCCAUGGGACAAGAGAUUGAUGCUUUGAAGUUGAUUCGGCUGUGGAUUGCUGAAGAAUUCAUUCCCACAAUAGAUGAGUGGGGAUAUAGUUUGGACUUGGAAGGUGAAGCUGGAAAUUAUUUGAAAGAUCUUGUUGAUAGGAAUCUAGUGAUGGUAAUGAAAAGGAGUGCAGAUGGUGAAAUCAAAACAUGUCGCAUUCAUGACUCAUUGCACGAGUUUUGUAAAACUGAGGCUGCCAAGAACGAUCUCUUCCACAUAAUAGACGGGGAACAAAAAUUAGAUGCAAAUACUAUUUCAUCCCAUCGUCGUCGUCUUUGUUUCCAUUCAUCAUCACCAUCACCAUCACCAUCAUCUUCUACUGCCAAGAUAUUUGAUGUGGAAGAUGAUGAUCCAUCUUGUUUGCUCCUUAAUUGCGCAUGCUACAACAAAAUGAAGAAGAAGAAGAAGAAGAGUCCAUAUCCAUCUGGUGAACAUGUCCACUCUUUGUUGUUGUCUUCCUCACAAAAGAGUGAUAUUGAUUUGAAACAAGAGGAGCUGAUAGCUAUCCAGAAUGCCUUUCCACUUCUUAGGGUGUUGGACAUUCAAUCCUUCAAGCUUAGCUUCCAGCUACCUAAUGAGCUUUUUAGCCUGAAUCUUCUCAGGUAUCUUGCUAUUACAAUUAAUUUCAAUCUCCUCCCCAAGGCAUUCAAAAAUCUUCAUGAGCUGCAGACCCUUGUGAUCAAAACCACAACAAGGACACUUAAAAUCAGUGGAGGUGUAUGGAAUAUGGAAAAGUUAAGGCAUGUGGACACCAAUGCCUCGAUGCAAUUACCUUCUCCUCCUCAAAAGACACGGCGGCAAAAUAACACUAGAAAAACAAAUAUUCGCACAUUGUCAUCGAUAUCACCAACAAGUUGUCAGAAAGAGAUCUUCAGAAUGACUCCACAUCUCAAAAAAUUGGGUGUUCGUGGGAAUUUAGUAGAGCUUUUGGAAGAAAAGCCGCAACAAAUCUGUUUGUUCAACAAUCUUCAAAUGCUAAAGGGCCUUGAAAACUUGAAGUUGUAUGGCGAGAAUGAGGGUGCAAUGGGUGCAUUAAAGGUUCCGAUGCUGGACAUGUUUGCACAUAGGCUAAGAAAGUUGACUUUUUGCAAUACCUUCUUUAAAUGGGAUGACAUAAGAAUAUUGGGAUCACUAGAAGAGCUGGAGGUGCUCAAGUUGGAUGAAAAUGCUUUCAGAGGGGAGGAAUGGGAUCUAAAAAGUGAUGUUGUUUUCAAUCAACUCCAAUAUUUGCGCAUUGGAAGGACCAACUUGGAAACUUGGAAAAUUAUGGAGAAUAGCUUUCCAGUUUUAGAAAAUCUAGUCCUCAGGAACUGCACCAAUCUAAAAGAAAUCCCAUCUGCGUUUGCUCAAGUACACAACCUUAAGGUGAUAGAACUGUAUCACAUGAGUGAAAAUGCAAACAAUUCUGCAAGACAGAUAGCUGAGCAAAUGAGUGAAAAUGCAAACAGUUCUGCAAGACAGGUAGCUGAGCAAAUGAGUGAAAAUGCAAACAAUUCUGCAGGACAGGUAGCUGAGCAAAUGAGUGAAAAUGCAAACAAUUCUGCAGGACAGGUAGCUGAGCAAAUCAGUGAAAAUGCAAACAAUUCUGCAAGACAGUUAGGUGAGCAAAGACGUGGCAAGGAAAACGUGAAGGGAUUGGACCUCAAAAUCACCCCUCUUCCGCCAAAAGCAACGAUGGCUCCUGGGGUGGAAGAAGAUAUUGUGGUGGGUUUUGGUGAAGAGGCGAAAAUUAUAAAGGAUCUUCUCUUUAUAGAAUCAAUGAAUUUGAGAGUUAUAUCAAUUGUGGGCAUGAUAGGAAUGGGUAAAACUACACUUGCCAGAAUGUUGUUUAAUGAUGUGGAUCUUCAAUAUGAGUUUUUCACUCGCAUUUGGGUUAAUGUUUCCCGAGCUUGUGACAGAAGGCGAAUAUUCUAUGACAUUUUGAGCAGAUUCACAAGCAUAAGUAAUGAUUUUCAUGAAAUGUCGGAAGAACACUUAGCUGAGAAAGUAAAAGAGUAUUUGAAAGGUUCAAAGUAUUUGAUUGUAUUGGAUGAUGUGUGGACAGAGCAUGACUGGUUUAGGUUGAGGAUUGCUUUUCCUAACAAUGUGAGAGGAGGUAAAAUCUUGGUAACUACUCGAAGCCAGGAUGUGGCUUCAUUUAUUGGUUCUAUUGGUAUCUCUCAUGAAUUAAAAGGUUUAAGUGAUGAUGAAUGUUGGGAGUUAUUAGAGAAGAAGAUUUUUGGAGACUCAAGAUGCACUGAUACUUCUCUUGAAGCUGUUGGUAGGUCGAUAGCAAAGAAAUUUGAAGGAGUGCUACUUUUGGUGGGGAAAAUAAGCGAUGUCCUGAGAGAAAAUAGGACAGUUGCAGAGUGGGAACGCAUAAAAAGUAAUCCAUUUGCAAGCAUAGAGUACGAGAAUGAUGAAGUAAUGAUGGAAAUGAUUAAUUAUGAUAUGAUGAGGGAUUAUUCCAAAAUGAAAGUGUGUUUGCUAUACUUGGCAGCUUUUCCUAGAGGAUUUGAAAUUGAUGCACGGGAAUUGGUGUACCUGUGGGUAGCUGAAGGAUUGAUUUCGGGUGAUGAUGACUUGGAAUACAAAGCUGAGUACUAUAUAAGAGAAUUUGUUCGAAUCAAUCUUCUCAUGGUGGUUAGCAGAAGAACAGAUGAUAGAAUUAAGAGGGUGAGAAUCCAUGGAUUUCUGCAUGAGAUCUGUAUACGAGAAGCUGCCAAACCCCAAAAUAAUUUCAUGCGUGAAUUUCAAGUUGAAGUUGAAGUUGAAGGAGGAGGAGCUUAUGGCCGCGGCCUAUUCAUACAUUCAUCAUCAUCUGCUCUUGCUUUGCAGGCCGGUAUAUCAAAAACAACCAAGUCGUGGUGGCCGUCGUCGUCCUCUAGUGACCAUGUCCGAUCUUUCUUAUCAUUCUCUUCCCAAGGAUCAAUACAAGAGAUUGCGGAAGAAGUAGUGGCCGCCAUCCCUAAUGCCUUUCCAAAUCUCCAGGUCUUGAAUAUCAGAGGCUUCAAAUUCCCCAAUCUGCCUAAAGAGUUGUAUCGCCUAAAGCAUCUCACUUACCUUGGGAUCACAAUUAUUCAUCACGAACUCCUCCCCAAGGAAUUCGGAAGCCUCACCCAAUUGCAAACACUUGUACUCCACACUACCAGAGAACAUAAUAUUUGUGUUAAAAUUGAGGCAGACAUAUGGAGCAUGCCAAACUUAAGGCAUCUGCUCACUACUACUUCUCGUCUUCAGCUUCGGCUGCUCUCUCCAAUAAUUAGAAGAUCAUCAAGAAUUGUUAUUGGAAGAAGAAAGAGCUCUUCUGGAGUAGUUAGUAAGAUAACAACUCUUUCAACCAUAUCCCCCACAAGCUGCACACCGGAAAUUCUAGACAAGACACCGCAAAUUAAAAAGCUGGGAAUUUGCGGGAAUCUAGACGAGCUUAUGGAUGUCAAUCAAGAAGGAGUUUGUCUGUUUGACAAUCUUCAUAAGCUGGACCGCCUGGAAAAUUUGAAGCUCAUAAACAUAAACGAUGCUCUCGAGAGCAACACACUGGGAAGCUUCCGCUUCCCUCCUGCUGAGAGCUUCCCAAGCAGGCUAAGGAAGAUGACUUUGUCCAACACUUCAUUUCAGUGGUGGGACUUCAGUGUAUUGGGGUCUUUGUAUACGCUUGAGGUGUUAAAGCUGGAGAAUAAUGCAUUUAGAGGAGAGUUCUGUGAUGUAAGCAGCGUUGUUUUCAAACAACUGCAGUAUUUUCGCAUCGAA